Messenger RNA from Misgurnus anguillicaudatus (oriental weatherfish), 1788 nucleotides. It is a transcript of the gene spata6, whose product is annotated as spermatogenesis associated 6. NCBI's taxonomy places the organism in Eukaryota, Metazoa, Chordata, Actinopteri, Cypriniformes, Cobitidae. Gene Ontology annotation, cellular component: sperm head-tail coupling apparatus. Gene Ontology annotation, molecular function: myosin light chain binding. Gene Ontology annotation, biological process: spermatogenesis. The record is from RefSeq and is a predicted model, not a curated record.
ACGCCUCACGUGACCAUGUCCGCACUUCCUCUCACAGCAUCCGCUUGCACUGUUGUCACAGCAACCAAGUUUAAAACCAUGGGUGGACUGACACCGCCCAAGAAGCCCUCGACCUCACAAACACGACAAAAAGCGCUAAAAUGCACGGUCGAGUUGAAAAUCCAAGCUAUCACUUGUCCAGGGGUGGUGUUACAAUCCCAAGAGGACAUUUAUCUGAGUGUUCGAAUUAUGGGCCAGUACCAAAAGUCCAAGUGCGUUCCUCCAGCGUUCCCUCUCCGGAUGCACGAGAAAAUGUUGUUCGUGAAGACCUUUGUGGGAGUGGUUGACCCAGGUGUUAUAGCUGAGCAUCUAGAGAAUGAUACAACCUCUUUAGAGCUCAUUCAACUUGUUCCUCCAGAGGGUGAAAUCCUGGCCACGUUUGAAGACAACACCCGGGAAUUUCUGUAUCCAGGCACACGUCUCACACCCAGAACCCCUGGUCCAGAGAGAGAGAUUCUGAUGAAGAGAUCUGUCUCUUUUCAGGGAAUCUCUCCCAAAGUGGAAUUUUCAACGACGUCCAUUAUUGAGGAGUGUGAAGUGAAACAUGGUCAGCCUGCCAUGUCCUUAUGUGGCCCUUCCACCAAAAAAAAGUCUCAUGUGAGAAUGAGCCCUGCAGUUACGAAGAAGAGGAAGGCAAAAACUGCAUCAUCACCAUGUGGUUAUGCUAAACCAACGGUGGCAUCCCAAACCCGUUCACCCUCACCGUACACAAAUCGCAGGAUGUGUCAGCUGUCUGAGGAAGCCAGGCAACGACUCGGCCACCUUAAACUAGGACCCUACACCUUUAAGAAAGAGACGGUGCCUCAGGCUCCAUUUGUGGUUCCCCGAAGUCCAAAUUCUUCGUUGAUGGAGUCGCCCACACGUCCUGCAUCGCUGCUUUCUAAUAAAAGAAGCCCCCUCCACCUGCGAUCACCGAGCUGUACUGCAGACCUCACAGAUCCCUCUCUGCUUGGAAGUUUCCGAUCAAAGCCCACCCAGGCAAGCAGUGGUACCCAAAAUAAAUCCCCAAAACAUUAUUCCAGCCCUGUGUCCAACACGCUCCGAGGACAAAGUCCAGUCCUGACCCGCUCCUCCCUUAAAGAACGGUUUCAAAGUCCUACGAGUCCUUCACAGGAGAUCCACAAGCGAGUGCAGAGAAUCUUAAACGUCCACGGGCCGCACCGCAAGCUUACUUUUGAUGAAGCAAAUGCAAAGGAAGAGCUCAGGCAGAGCAUACAUGAGCCCAUCCAUGGUGACUUAGUAAUUGACACACAGCCGCCCCAGGACAGGAUAACUCCUGGAGAACCAUCGGUGCAUUUAGACGACAGAACAUUUUGGACUAACAGAGCAGCCGCGUAUACAGGAAAACCACACAGAGCAGUGUUUGAAGAAAGUUUGAGCAGGAUCUACAAGAAUCUCUACAAAAAUGUUUCACAAUCCAACACAAUGGACAAAUGUGAAUACAACAACCCUGAUUGCUGAUGACAUACACUGAUAAACAAUUGUGCAUUUGCAUAUCUAAAAACCAGUACCGUUUGCCUUGCAUUAUGUGUGUGACACUUGAAUUUUCCAUCAAAGCAUAAAAAACAAACACAGUUUCAUGACUUGAUUUAUUGUGAAUCCAAAGUCAGCGAGAUGUACAUCAUCUGCCCUAACAAAUCUUCUUAUAUGCACUGGUGUUCUGCUGUACAGAUAAGCAUUUUAUAUGGCAUAAUGUCAAAACAUUUGUACAAUAUAUUGUUCAAUGACUAAAAAGACUAUAAAAGAGAA